Molecule: messenger RNA, 1314 nt
Organism: Adineta steineri
Lineage: Eukaryota; Metazoa; Rotifera; Eurotatoria; Adinetida; Adinetidae
Source: the annotation of a GenBank genome assembly
AUGUCUACAUAUAAUAAUGUAUUGGGUGAUUUUAUCUCACAUAAAAAUGAUUUAAGUGAUCUUGAUGAUGAUGAAUAUGAAGAUUCUGGUUCAGAACCCGAACCUCAAAUGGGUACACCUUAUAUAAGUUCUAAAAUUCAAUCACCUGAUGAACGAACAAAAUUUGUUGAAUCACUACUCAGCGGACGACGUCCUUCAAUCACAGGAUCUAAUAAUGAUAAACCAGCUGGUGGACGACGUCCCUCAAUCUCAUCAACGAAUGCUGAUUCUACGGGGACAACAGUACCACGUCCACGUCGAAUGUCUAAAGUAGUUGAUACACGUCCCAAACAUUUAAUAUUAGGUGAUUUUGAGUUGGCUAAUGUUGUUGAUUGUGAAGAAUAUGUACUUUGCUGCAAAUAUAGUCCAUUAGGAGAUGUAUUUGCUGUUGGUUUAGGCAAUGGUACAAUUAAAGUCUAUUCGAAAACAGGUCAAUUUCAAUAUGCACUUGCUGAUAAUGAUACAAAAACACGACGUUAUCCAGUAACAUGUUUGAAAUUCUAUGCAAAUAAAGAAGAUUUAAAAUCUGACCAUCAAAAAAUGAUAGCUGCUACUUAUACUGCUGGUUAUGUUAAAGUUUGGCAUUAUCCAACUCAACAAUGUGUUUAUACAUUUGAUGAAAAAGAUCGUCAACCUUUAGCACUUGAUUUUAAUUCUAAUCAUACACGUUUAUAUGUUGCUGGUAGCGAUUGUAAAAUAAAUUGUUAUGAUUUUCAAACGAAAAAAUUAGUUAGUAAUUUAAGAGCUUCAGAGAGUCGAGAACGUAUGGAUGGUCAUAAAAAUCGAAUACAUGCUAUUCGUGCACAUCCAACAAUGGAAACAAUUUUUCUUACAGGUGGUUGGGAUGAAACUGUUCAUUAUUGGGAUGAACGUACAACACAUUCACAAAAACAUUUUGCUGGUCCACAUUUAUGUGGUGAUUCAUUAGAUAUUAUAGCUGAACAUCAAGUUAUAUUAACAGGUUCAUGGAGAAAAAAUUCUACAUUACAGAUUUGGGAUUUUCCAACAGGCCAAUUAAUUAAAGAUGCUUUUCCACACAAUGCAACAUCAAUGCUUUAUGCAACGAAAUAUUGUCCAAAAGAUUAUAUUCUAUGUGCUGGUAAUGAUAAAAAUGAAGCUAUUAUUUAUGAUUAUACAAUCUUACAAAUGGUUGGUGGUAUAACAGAUCUUGAAAAUGCAGUUUAUUGUGCUGAUACAGAUGUCAGUCGUCCGAAUAUGAUUGUUGGUUCAGCAAAAAAUAUCUUUAUUGUGAAUGAUAAAUCUCGUAUUAGAUAA